Messenger RNA from Dama dama (fallow deer), 825 nucleotides. It is a transcript of the gene CIMAP1C, whose product is annotated as ciliary microtubule associated protein 1C. The transcript is spliced from 4 exons. Lineage: Eukaryota; Metazoa; Chordata; Mammalia; Artiodactyla; Cervidae. The record is from RefSeq and is a predicted model, not a curated record. Gene Ontology annotation, cellular component: cytoskeleton. Bases 1 to 825 code for a protein of 274 amino acids.
AUGAAACUGUCCAAGGGCGUCAAGAACCCUGUGUUCUAUGGGCAGCAGCCAGAGAAAAAGGUGCCAGUGUCCUCAGGGCAUGAGAUAAAGCAGAUCCCUGUGGUCCUGGCGAUGCUCAAAGGUCCGGGGCCUGCCAAGUACCUCCGGCCAUCCUGCACGGGCUACAUAGACCAUGACGUCUCCAUGUUCCAGGAGCCGGCCUAUACCCUGCAUGCCCAGCACUCGGAGAAGCGGAUCAUGGACAUACGAAGCCCCGGGCCUUGCUAUUUCUUGGAUCCUAAGAUAACUCGGUUUGGGAUGGCCAGCUGUCCUCAGGUUCCCAUGGCAGAGCACAUCUCUAAUCUGCGUCUGAGCCCCACCCCAGCGCCCUGCCAUUACCACCUGGAGAAGACCCACCCGCCUGGGGAACGCAGGGCUCCUGAGUACUCCUUUGGCUUCCGGUGCCCAUACCGAGUGAUGGACCCCAAUCCGGGCCCCAACCAGUACCAGAUGCCACUCCUGCUGGGGCCCAACCUCCCUGCCAACAAAGCUGCCCCUUGCUAUAGCUUGGCCCACUUGGACAAGAACUGGUUCUACAAGAAUAUGGCAACAGGCCCCGGACCAGCUGCAUACACCCGGCCGGAGCCGUCCGUCUAUCAGAACCGCGGCCCCGUCUACAGCAUGGCCAAGCGCUUUGGCUACCUGGCGGACCACACACCUCGGCCUGGCCCCGGCUCCCACAAUGUCCAGCAGGUCAUGGUACACAAGCCCCGCCCUCCCGCUUUCACCAUGGGCAUCAAGCAUUCGGCCCACCUAUGCCCGCUGAUCGUCGACGUUCGUGACUGA